This is a messenger RNA of Phalaenopsis equestris, 1642 nucleotides long. Its product is annotated as ureide permease 1-like. Gene Ontology annotation, biological process: nitrogen compound transport. Gene Ontology annotation, cellular component: membrane. Gene Ontology annotation, molecular function: uracil:monoatomic cation symporter activity; allantoin:proton symporter activity. The coding region runs from base 121 to 1362 and encodes 413 amino acids. NCBI's taxonomy places the organism in Eukaryota, Viridiplantae, Streptophyta, Magnoliopsida, Asparagales, Orchidaceae. The transcript has 8 exons. The record is from RefSeq and is a predicted model, not a curated record.
GCGCCCGUCAAUCUAUCUCAAAAAGACAAAAAAAAGACAUUUUUGCAACUUUCUAACAGUUUUCUUAUCAGCACUUGCCAUCUGCACUGCGUUACGGUUUUAUCUCUGAAAAUUUGAAAGAUGUAUGUAAUUGAAGAUAAAGGAGGAGCGAUUGCUCUAAUGAUAGUUUCUUUGCUAUUUUUGGGGACAUGGCCUGCUGUUUUGACACUAUUAGAGAGAAGAGGUCGUCUUCCUCAACACACAUAUCUUGAUUACUCCUUUACUAAUCUCAUGGCGGCAUUUCUGAUUGCUCUCACUUUUGGUCAAAUUGGGGAUGACAAACCUAAUCAGCCUAAUUUCUUUGCUCAGCUUUCCCAGGAUAACUUGCCUUCAGUGUUGUUUGCAAUGUUUGGUGGGAUUGUGCUGAGUCUUGGGAAUCUAUCAACACAAUAUGCUUGGGCCUAUGUUGGUCUUUCAGUAACAGAAGUGAUAACUUGUAGCAUAACAGUGGUGAUAGGAACGACUAUGAAUUAUUUCUUAGACGGUCGAAUCAAUAAAGCUGAGAUUUUGUUCCCUGGAGUUGGAUGCUUUUUGGUUGCUGUUUUUCUUGGAUCUGCUGUUCAUUCCUCCAAUGCAGCUGAUAAUAAAGAGAAAUUAAGUGGCUCCUCAUGCAGCAAAAGUGGAAAUGCUUGUGCCUUGGGAGAUUGCAAGGAUGGCAGCAAGGAACCCAAGAAAGAUGUAGAAAAGGAAUUAGAGAUGGGGGCCUGUAGUUUAUCUAACUCCAAGGCCGAGAAAUCAAAAGCUGGCACAGCUGAGUUCCUUUUAGAACUUGAAGAGCGGAGAUCAAUCAAGGUCGUUGGUUCAAACGUGCUUCUAGGCCUCUCCAUCGUGUUCUUCGCCGGAAUCUGCUUCUCGCUCUUCUCUCCAGCAUUCAAUUUGGCCACAAAUGACCAAUGGCACACCCUAAAGAAGGGUGUGCCCCAUCUCGUCGUCUAUACGGCAUUUUUCUACUUUGCAAUCUCGAGUUUUGUCGUCGCAAUUGCUCUAAAUUUAGUGUUUCUUUACAGGCCCAUUUUUGGGCUACCAAGAUCGUCUUUUAAAGCUUACGUUCGGGAUUGGAACGGCCGGCAAUGGGCUCUUAUCGGCGGUCUUCUUUGCGGGUUCGGAAAUGGCUUUCAGUUCAUGGGUGGCCAAACCGCUGGAUAUGCUGCAGCAGAUGCUGUUCAGGCUUUACCACUUGUCAGCACUUUCUGGGGCAUACUUCUUUUUGGCGAGUAUCGAAAAUCAUCGAAAAAAACCUAUAUUUUGCUCGUAAGCAUGCUGAUUAUGUUCGUCGUCGCUGUCGCCGUCCUAAUGGCUUCUUCUGGACAUAGAAAGCCUUGAAGUAACAGUGCUCUUUUGGUGCAGCAGCAAAUGAGGAACUGAGUUGUUUUGCAUUUCAUGUGCUUCAUCAUGGAGUAAAAAACUGCUCUUUUGCUGCAACUUCAGAGUUAGUAUCAAUUCAUCAUAAAUGAAAUUUACAAGGCUGCUUUCAGUGGAGUAACAGUUCAUCAAUUCAUCAUAAAUGUAAUUCUUUGCUUUUGCAAUAUGCUUCUAUGCCUCAUGUGACCAAUUUAAUAGUUUGUAUAUGUUUGGAAUGAAUAACAGCUUGUUUUAUUUGUAA